CGUCCCUGUAGAUAAUAAAUGCGAUAAUUCUUGUGCCCGUCUUAUCUUCUCUAUGCAUCCCAGGCAGCCAAGGCGGAAAUCUCUGAGGGCGCGUGGACCACACGCUGCCGGUGCAGAAAGUACACCGCUUGGCGGGAUUGCGGCGGUCAGUGCUGCAGCCGGUCUCGACGGUGGGUCAGACGCGGACUGUAAAUCAGAUUCGGCGGUGCCAAAGGUGCCCACAGACCACCACGAAGAAUCGGAGGACGACAUGGAGUGGGAAGAAGUAGAGCUUCAUGGGCCUCUUCCACCUCUUUCAGCACAAGAACAGGCUGUACCUGGCGUCUCAACACCCAUUGAGAUAACUAUAGGUCGCCAAAGGGGGAGUAGGGAGGAAGUCCGAAAGAGGGCAGCUCUCAACUUGGAGCGCUAUCACCGACUCGAAGCUCAUAAAUUACACACAGUCUCGCUCCUGGCUAGCUCACGUAUCCGAAAUCGUUGGUUAAAUGACCCACUGUUGGAGGGACGUUUGCUCUCUCUGACGCCGCUCCAUUUGCAGAAUGCGUUCACAGCAAUAUCCAAACGAAAUCAACCGGAUGCGAUACGGAGAGGACGGAUGUUUGAGACCGCCAUCAUUCGAUUGAGCGCUUGGUGGUGUUCUAUGUUCGAAAUCGAAGACGGUAAAGGCAUACGCAGCAGAACCUGGGAUGAGGUUCAAAUGCUCAGCAAAGAGUCAACAUCCGAUCCAAAAGACAAGCACCGAGAAACGACAGAAGAUGACGACAUGAUAAGAUCAUCAAAGAGUCUCAUGAAGCAUGCACUAAUGAUGAAAGGUUCCCGCGACAUCUCGGCCCAGUUGUUCACUGCGCUCGUCCGGGCACUUGGGGUCCCAGCAAGGCUCGUGACGAGUCUGCAAAGCGUCCCAUGGCAAAGUUUGAAAAAGAGUCCAGGAAGCAUCACACCUAAGUCCUCCCGGAACAAUUACCCGGACGCCAUCAACAUCUCCCUAACAUCUGUCUCGCCACCAGAUUGGCCAACUCUGGAUAACGAUGGUCCCGGGCGCGUGAAAGGCAAACGACAAAUGACAAGGGACUCGAAGAGCCGGACAUCGUCUGCAGUUACUGACUCGAUUCUACUGACAACUGAACGUGCUGAACUUUCCGAAAUGCCCAUCUUUUGGACAGAAGUGUUUUCACGUCCGGAUCAACGAUGGUUGCCUGUCGAUCCCGUUCGAGACUUGGUCAACACAAAACGAAGAUUUGAACCGGAGAGCACGGAUAUGAGGAACAGGAUGGUGUAUGUGGUUGCUUACGAGGAGGAUGGGUUCGCAAGAGAUGUUACACCAAGGUAUACGAGGCAAUUUGGUGCAAGAGUAAUGAAAAUGCGUCCACCCACUCGCCCAGGUUCUGAUUGGUGGGAAGAGCUAAUGCAGCCUCUCACGCGACCGUAUCGCUUGCACCGAGAUGACAUCGAAGACGCAGAGCUCCAGGCAAAUCAAUCUGCAGAGGGGAUGCCCAACUCUAUUGCCGCGUUUAAAAGUCAUCCGCUUUAUGCACUGGAACGGCACAUGCGGAGAGAAGAAAUCAUUCAUCCCCGAACACAACUCGGCACGUUCAGAGGUGAACCCGUUUUUGCCCGCAAGUCCGUGGUUGCUCUGAAAACCGCUGAGAAUUGGAUGCGACAAGGCAGAAAGGUGAAGGAAACUGAAAAUCCUCUCAAGUCUGUCAAGCAGAGAUCUGUUACCUUGGAGAAACGCCGUGCUCAGGAGAUGACUGCACAGGAAGGGGAAGAGCCCACACAAGGCCUCUACGCCAAAUGGCAGACGGAGUUAUUCCGUCCCGCCCCUGUCAUUAACGGCCAUGUUCCCCGAAAUGCAUUUGGCAAUAUUGAUUUAUAUGUACCCUCAAUGCUUCCUCAAGGGGCUGUCCAUCUACCGUACAGAGGUAUCGGAAAAGUUGCCAAGAACCUAGGCUUUGACUAUGCUGAAGCUGUCGUCGGGUUUGACUUCAGAAAACGUCGUGCUGUGCCUCGUUUGGAGGGUAUCGUCGUAGCUGCUGAAAAUGAGGAGCCUCUGCUCGAGGCAUAUUGGGAGACCGCCCACAUUGAAGAGGAGCAGGCCCGAAGUAGAAGAUAUGACAUGGCGCUAAAACGCUGGCUCCGACUGCUACACGGUCUUCGUAUCCGACAAAGGCUCCAAGCUCAGUAUGCGACCACCCCGAAGGAUAGAUCAGAUCAUGUUGCGCUUGAGGACGAAGAUGAGGAUCGACACGUGGAUGCAGGCGGCUUCUUGACGUCAAUACGAAGUACGAUAGAACCGUAUCAUCUUCCCAAAGCCGUUUCAUAUAUACCCGCAAAUCAAGUCACUUUCAAAGACAACUUCGACGACCUGCAACAUGGAACCGAUCUCAACAUAUUAAUUGACGAUCUUGCUGGAACAGCCACUAUACCAAAGUCGCCAAUUUCAGCCACUAUGGCCCCCUCAUUCUCUCAUGAUGAUGAUGAUGAUGAUGAUGACGACGACGAUGAUGCUAACAAUGACGGUGGUGGCAGCAAAGAACAUGCAGUGUCUGGAUUAGGACACCCUCUGAAGACAAUGGCUCAAAUUGCUGCCGAACAGAUGCAUUCCGAUCCAGCCCUUGCGAAGGUCCAUAAUGGUGGCUGCCGCGGCGUCCUACAUUCCAACAGAAUCGAUGGGACUACAGGAGACCACAAUGAGAAUGUAUCACUGUCGGUCCCUAAACGAACGCAAACACCUAAUGUCCCAGCGUUAGAAGUCUCCUCGGCCAUUCCUAUCCGAUCAAGGUCCAGGUCACGAAAGACGCACGUCACGCUGCCACCACCGACUAGAGUGCUGCGGCCUCGCAGACAGAAGACUGCUGAUGCUCUUCAGACGGAGCAGGAGAUGAAUGAAGCUUUCAGACAAGCUACAGAAGAGAGCAACGAUGAAAACUAGACAUGCUAUUCUAGUCUCAGGUGUCUAAGCUCUAAAGAAGUUGUUAUCUAUCUUCUCAUCCGGGUCUGUGUGCUAAUCUUCGCGGACGGCUGCGACUGGCAGGAGUGUUGCGAAUGUCAAAUAUGAGGUGUGACCCCGAACUUCUUGAGAGGCCUUGGCCACAGUGAUUAAGUCACCCGAAGGCUGUAUACCAGUCUGUCCGUUUUGAUUAGGCUUGGCGGAUUGAGAUGUCAUGCCGUCAGUUGAAUUGGAAGACUCGUGAGGGAAGUCUACCUCUUCCCGCUUUCUCUUUUGACCACUGACGGCAGCUUCGACCUGCCUCAGGCGACGAGCUUCCUUUUGGAGCUCUCCUAUUUUCAGUUUUUCUGUCACAGUGUCGGCUGAUUGCAGGAGGAGCUGCUGUGGCUCGGAGGGUCUUAGCAGUGUUUCGUACAUUGUUACAUCACUAAAACUCGCUUCGUUCAGGGCUGCCACAGUACGGAGAACUUGUUCCAUGCAGGGACUGAAGCAGCAUAUCCGAGCCACUCGAUCUUUCUUCAGCGCUGUGCGAGCAUAUGGGAUGGCAUCCCACGGUGCAGGGAGAUCAAGGAAGACAGCAUCGGCAACGUCCUGCAGCCCGAAACCCUCUUUGCAAACAUUUCUAUGACAUAUGUUGAUAAUAUCUGAUAACCCAUGGGACUCGAAUUCCUGCACAGCUCGAUUGACCCGACUUUCGUGGAACUCGAACGUGUGUAGCGAUCCUCCAUGACCCACCGUACGGGCCAAAGAGUGAGAGAAAGAGCCUGAACCAGUUCCAGCUUCAAUGACAAAGCUGCCGGGUCGGAGACAAAGUGCAGCAGUAAUGAAUGCGAUGUCGGCGACAUAUAGUAUUUGGGUGCGAUGAGGCAGC
This is a messenger RNA of Dacryopinax primogenitus, 3821 nucleotides long. RefSeq names its product Rad4-domain-containing protein. Gene Ontology annotation, molecular function: single-stranded DNA binding; damaged DNA binding. Gene Ontology annotation, cellular component: nucleus; cytoplasm; nucleotide-excision repair factor 2 complex. The coding region runs from base 53 to 2932 and encodes 959 amino acids. Gene Ontology annotation, biological process: nucleotide-excision repair; mismatch repair. The record is from RefSeq and is a predicted model, not a curated record. The transcript has 17 exons. NCBI's taxonomy places the organism in Eukaryota, Fungi, Basidiomycota, Dacrymycetes, Dacrymycetales, Dacrymycetaceae.